Messenger RNA from Penicillium vulpinum, 486 nucleotides. RefSeq names its product HAD family hydrolase. Lineage: Eukaryota; Fungi; Ascomycota; Eurotiomycetes; Eurotiales; Aspergillaceae. The record is from RefSeq and is a predicted model, not a curated record. The transcript has a single exon. The coding region runs from base 1 to 486 and encodes 161 amino acids.
AUGUUUAUACGAGAAAUUGUGGCCUCAAAAUCGUGGUUUGGCUUCGAUCUAGAUGACACGCUCCACGAAUUCAAACAAGCCUCGGCCCACGCCUCAACCCGUGUCUUCGAAACAAUUCAUGCCUCAAACAAGACCAGCGUUGAUAUCCUCAGAAGCACAUACCAGGAUAUUCUGCGCAGUGCAACCGCAAAUGCCUUCACAGAUGGUAGAACCUCAAGCGAGUAUCGGCGCGAACGAUUCGGGCGUCUUCUCCAAGCGCACGGGCUCAUUGAUGACUCCCUGCUGGGUCGUCUGUUAGAUGUAUAUCAAGAAACCUUACGCGAGAACUUGACUCUCAAGGCGGGUGCAUUGCAUCUUUUGCAGACUUUGCGAGGGCUAGGGAAGAAAGUCAUUGUCAUUACUGAGAGCCCGGCAGAUUCGCAGGAGUGGACGGUCCAGGUCCUCGGGAUACGGUCUUACGUCGAUGCCCUUGUGACGACGAACUAG